Coffea arabica (coffee) is the source of this 690-nucleotide messenger RNA. The record is from the annotation of a RefSeq genome assembly. NCBI's taxonomy places the organism in Eukaryota, Viridiplantae, Streptophyta, Magnoliopsida, Gentianales, Rubiaceae.
AUGAAUUCCAUUGAGCUUCCUUUACUUGAUCGAACAGCCCAAAAUUCAGUUAUUUCAACUACAUUAAAUGAUUUUUCAAAUUGGUCAAGACUCUCUAGUUUAUGGCCACUUCUCUAUGGUACCAGUUGUUGUUUCAUUGAAUUUGCUUCACUAAUAGGGUCACGAUUCGACUUUGAUCGUUAUGGACUAGUACCAAGAUCAAGUCCUAGACAGGCAGAUCUAAUUUUAACAGCCGGAACGGUAACAAUGAAAAUGGCCCCUUCUUUAGUGAGAUUAUAUGAACAAAUGCCUGAACCAAAAUAUGUUAUUGCUAUGGGAGCAUGUACAAUUACAGGAGGGAUGUUCAGUACCGAUUCUUAUAGUACUGUUCGGGGGGUUGAUAAGCUAAUUCCUGUAGAUGUCUAUUUGCCAGGCUGUCCCCCUAAACCGGAAGCAGUUAUAGAUGCUAUAACAAAACUUCGUAAGAAAAUAUCUCGAGAAAUCUAUGAAGAUAGAAUUAGGCCUCAACGUCAACGGUCGAAUCGGUGUUUUACUACAAAUCACAAGUUUCAUAUUAGCCGCAGUAUGAAUACUGGAAAUUAUGAUCAAGGAUUCCUUUAUCAACCGGCAUCUACUUUUACUUCAGAAAUACCUACUGAAACAUUUUUCAAAUACAAAAGUUCAGUCUCUUCCCAUGAAUUGGUGAAUUAG